Neurospora crassa OR74A is the source of this 342-nucleotide messenger RNA. RefSeq lists its product as hypothetical. Bases 1 to 342 code for a protein of 113 amino acids. The transcript has 2 exons. The record is from RefSeq and is a predicted model, not a curated record. NCBI's taxonomy places the organism in Eukaryota, Fungi, Ascomycota, Sordariomycetes, Sordariales, Sordariaceae.
AUGCCCAGUACAUAUCGUUCACCAGUCGAUGGGCCCCAUCGUGAUUCCGCAAGGCUGCUUUGCGUACCCACAGAAGGAAAACACAAGGAGGAAAAAAAAGGGCCGGCCGAGAUCUCGACCAGGCUUCUGGCAGGUAAAGCGGCGUUUGGCGGCACGCCGUCGCAGGCUGAGGCGGAACUCGGUCGCAUAAUACUCACUGCCUGGACCACGGCACCGGGACACCGUGACAGUCAUGUUGACGCCCUGGGGCGUCCUCAAAUCGGCGACUUCUACGGCUAUAUCGGCGACAUAUCGCAGCCACCUCGCUUUGAGGACCCUUUUUACGGCCGCCUCGGAUCUUAG